AUGGUACAUAUUCUGAUGUUCUUCACUGGCAACCACACCACAUGAAAUAUUGAAGUGAGGUGAAUCUCCCCUUUUAAACAAGUGAACUACACAAUUCUGAAUUAUCAAGUUCAGAAUUCGCAGGGAAGUUGCAACGAAGUUCAGAAAAACUUACAUGCUUUGUGAAGUGUGCAAACCAAAAAUCCAGAUUCUAUACGAGGGGUACCCCUACUUUUUCUUACAGGAGAUCAAUCAAUUUCCAAAACCCAGUUACUGGUUUUCCUGAAAACUUCUCAGGGAGUUAGUUUCAGAGUUUGUAUCCUGUGUUAUCAGAGAUAAACAGCAACAUGUGUAUUACUAAUCAGGAAGUUAUCAAGCAAUUGGAGUCCCUUUUGGAAAACUUGGAUGAGCAACAGAAGAACACAUUCCAGAAUAUGCACCAGGGCUAUCCAACAGAAACAUUAGUACGGUUUCUCAAAGCAAGGGACGGCAAUGUUGUGAAAGCACAUAAAAUGUUGAUUGAUUGUUUACAAUGGAGAGUAGAAAAUGAGAUUGACAAUGUUUUAGCGAAGCCUAUACCACCUGGUUUGUUCAGACGUUUGCGAGAUUCUCAACUUGUGGGAAUGUCUGGUUUCACAAAGGAGGGCUUACCUGUCAUUGUUAUUGGUGUUGGGCUCAGCACAUUUGAUGAAGGGCUUGACAAAUACUAUGUACAGUUGCACAUCCAAAUGAAUGAAUAUAGGGAUCGAGUGAUCAUGCCAAGAGCUACAAAGAAUCAUGGAAGACACAUUGAUACUUGUGUGAAAGUCUUGGAUAUGACUGGUUUAAAACUCUCAGCACUGAACCAAUUGAAGCUUUUGACUGCUAUAACUACAAUAGAUGACUUGAACUAUCCAGAAAAGACCGACGCAUAUUACAUAGUUAAUGUUCCAUAUGUAUUCUCUGCGUGUUGGAAGGUUGUAAAGCCUCUUUUGCAGGAAAGAACAAGGAAGAAAGUCCAUGUACUUAAAGGUUGUGGCAUGGAGGAAUUACUGAAGGUAAUGGACUAUGCAUCCCUCCCACAUUUUUGCAGAAAGGAGGAUUCCAGGGUGCCCCAACAUCAUGCAGCUGGAAAUACUGAAAAUUGUUUCUCCUUUGAUCAUGUCUUCCAUAAACAACUAUAUAAUUACAUCGAGCAGCAAGCUAUAUUCAUAGAGUCCAUAUCUCAGGAUUCUUUCCAUGUAGAUUUACCGGAGCCAGACCCAAUUGAUGCCAAAAUUGCCAAGACUAUAGAAACUGAGUUCCACAAACUGGAAAUUCAGAAUGGCCUUACCAAUUGAUGGAAUGGUCUUGCAGUUCUUGUCUGCAUCGUGAUCACUUGAACCUGGAGAGUUCUGAUUAUGCUCAGUUGUUGUGAGCUACAUGCUCCAUUUUGAAUAAGAGUUGCAGUGGCUAUAUAUUCAGUUAUUAUCAGAGUGUUUAUGCUGACGUAGUCUUCUGAAAGAAGAAAUUACGUUCAGAUUUUCUACUAAUUUUUAACACUGUCUAUUUGUCGUACUAUUAAAAUAAACUGAAUUUGAUAUAAUAAA
This is a messenger RNA of Vigna unguiculata (cowpea), 1547 nucleotides long. RefSeq names its product phosphatidylinositol/phosphatidylcholine transfer protein SFH2-like. Lineage: Eukaryota; Viridiplantae; Streptophyta; Magnoliopsida; Fabales; Fabaceae. The record is from RefSeq and is a predicted model, not a curated record.